Messenger RNA from Salvia miltiorrhiza (redroot sage), 570 nucleotides. RefSeq lists its product as uncharacterized. NCBI's taxonomy places the organism in Eukaryota, Viridiplantae, Streptophyta, Magnoliopsida, Lamiales, Lamiaceae. The transcript has 2 exons. The record is from RefSeq and is a predicted model, not a curated record. Bases 1 to 570 code for a protein of 189 amino acids.
AUGCACGAAGCAAAGCACAGCUUCCCGGGAAUGCUAGAGAGCCUUGAUUGCAUGCAUUCGCCGUGGAAGAAUUGUCCAACGGCAUGGCAAGGCGCAUACACUCGCGGCGAUCAGGGAAAACGGACCAUCAUCCUCGAAGCCGUCGCAUUGCAAGAUCUAUGGAUCUGGCAUGCUUUUUUUGGGACUCCUGGUUCACAACGUGCUCAACAACUCGACGUUGUUCAACGAUCGGCUGCAAGGAAUGGGAGUGUCGAGUCCUACACACCGACGGAUCCGAAGGGGAAGAGGUUCAAAGUGAUGCAGGAAGCGGCUCGCAAGGAUAUUGAACGAGCCUUCGGCGUCCUUCAAGCUCGUUGGGCAAUCGUCAAAGGCUCAUCGCGUCUUUCGAGCAAGGAGAAGAUGAGCAACAUCAUGUUCACGUGCAUCAUUUUGCACAACAUGAUCAUCGAAGAUGAAAGCGAGCACGCAACACAGUGGGAAGAAGACGCCGACGAAGCUUCAAGUAGCGCCGCAUCUCAACCUCGUGCCGGUGCUCCGCCGGAUUUUCGUGUGAUAAAAGGCAGAAACUAA